UGUGCAGUCCCCUUUCUUAGAUAUAAAAGAUAAAGCGUACAGARUGCUUCUAAAUAAAUAUGGGACUCACUUGACKUACUCACCAACUGUAUUAUCAACGAUUAUCACGGAGGAUUUUUCACAAGAAUGUCAACAACAACGCGAAUAUGAAAACGUUAUUUUUCAGGUUGAAACAGAAAAUGUGGACUCAUUAAUUGGAGCUGCAAGGAUUCUUCAGGAAAAGAGGGCUUUUGCUCUGGAGAUUAUCCCACACUAUGAUUCAUGGGAAAAUUUACUUUAUAAUAUAAGAGAAGUUAUCAGCAAAGUCCAAAUUUCAGUCUCCUGUAAAAUAUGUGUUGACCUGGUUGACACCUCCAAAGCAGUGAAGAUGGCUGAAAAGCUUCAUCGUGCUGGCUGUAAGAUUGUAUUACUACAUUGUCGCUCUGGAACAACUGCGUCAAUUUUCCUGAGAAAGCACUGGGAAACUAUCAAGAAAAUCAGGGACUCUAUAUCARUAGAAACUGUUUUGGUAGAAAUUCAGUGCUCUUCUGUAAAAGAGGCCCAAGAUUGCAUUAAUUUUACAGGAGUCCAAGGUGUUGCUGUUGCAGAUCCAUUGUUGUGGAACCCAUCCUUUUUUCAUGGCAAGAGAAUAUCAACAGUUGACAUGAUCAAAGACUWUGUCAACCUCGGCAAAGACUGUCAUUCACAGCUCACAAUAGUUAAAGAAAACCUGGACAAAUUCAGUGGAUAUUUUUUAAAAAGAUUCCCAAGUGUAAAAGAAAGCAUUGAGGUUGCAACAACAUUUGACAAUAUCUUGKCAGCAAUAGAUUCUUUGAAUCAAGAAAUUGCUCAACUUUCUAAAAAGAAAUUAAAAGGAUUUGAAAAGCUACAGCAAAAGAAGGAGAGACAUCGGAUAAACAAGCUGAAAAGAAAAAGAUUAAAUCAAGAAGCUUUAACUGACAAUCAAGGUGACAGCUUUUGUUCACCUCAAGAAGACUUCCAGUCAAAGAGAGACAUUAAAGAAGAUCGAAGACACAGAGUUCUUGCCGCAUUGGAGUCAGGGCAAAGGGUUGCUAUAGACCURAGUCUUGAAGAACAUAUGUCUGAUAAAGAAAUCACAAAAGUAGCAGGGCAAGUCAGACGUUUGUAUGGUUCUAACUUACGUGCUUCACAACCAUUUCAUCUUUACUUCACUGGUCUUGAUAAGAACAAUAAAAUCCUACAAGAAUGUCGACGCCAAAAUAAUGGAUUUGAUAAUUAUCUGGUCGACAGAAGAGAAGAACACGUAAAAGAACUUUUCGAUUCAGAUUCCGUGGUAUACCUUAGUCCAGAUUCACCAAAUAUUUUAAACAAAUUAGAUAAAAAUAAUGUUUACGUCAUUGGAGGAUUGGUUGAUCAUCAAGUUUUAAAGGGAGUUUCACUCACUAAUUCUGAUAAAUCACACAUCAACACUGCACGGCUACCAGUAGACGAGCACAUGGAGGCUACUACGCGUUCUGGAAACCAUAGUUAUUCCAGAGUAUUGGCAAUAAAUCAGGUGUUUGAUAUUCUCCUGAAGUAUCACGAAACACAAGACUGGCGUGAAGCUCUUUUGGUUGGUGUACCCAAACGAAAAGGUUUUAUACCUAGGAUAGCACAAGCUACAACGAAACAAGCGCAAUGACGAAACACUAUAAUUUUAUAUMUUUAUUCACAAAACUGUUCUACAAGCGAGGGAUAGUUUGACUUUUCUGUUCAAAUAAUAUAACGACUUGAUUGUGUUCUUUAUCUCUUUCAAAUAUGUUGCCAUUCACGAGAUUGUAUUUCACGAAACUGAACUAAAAUUAUAAAAUGAA
Exaiptasia diaphana is the source of this 1814-nucleotide messenger RNA. RefSeq names its product tRNA methyltransferase 10 homolog B. The coding region runs from base 368 to 1642 and encodes 424 amino acids. Gene Ontology annotation, molecular function: tRNA binding. The record is from RefSeq and is a predicted model, not a curated record. Gene Ontology annotation, biological process: tRNA N1-guanine methylation. Lineage: Eukaryota; Metazoa; Cnidaria; Anthozoa; Actiniaria; Aiptasiidae. Gene Ontology annotation, cellular component: nucleus; nucleoplasm. The transcript has 15 exons.